AUGGCGGAAUUUCUCGAAGAUCCGUCAAUUCUCACGAAGGAUAAACUCAAAAGUGAGCUCACGGCCAACAAUGUGCCCCUUCCCAUCUCCGACCAGAAGAAAAAUGUAUAUGUUCAAUUGUACUUGAAGAACUUGACCGUUCUGAACCAGAAAAGUCCACCUACAGACAUGUUCUCCAGUGAUGAAGAACUACCUGCCCCUGUAGUCUCCAACAAUAGUAUUUCUGGAAGAGUAAGUUAUGAAUAUAUUAUUAUUGGUCAUUACAGUGCUAUGAAUUGAUUUUGUAAUGUUAAUCAUAAUGCAUGAAAUCACUAGUUACCUGUGUUAAAUGAUUGUUGCCUUUCCAUAUAAUGUUAUUCAGUUAAAUAUCCACUUCCUGUUUCUUUCCCUCUUAAACCAUAUUCGCACGGGACAAGUAUAGAGAACGUUGGUUAUGGAAUUAUUACUCCAGAAUGUCCGUUAUUCCAGAGGACGUUUCGGGAAGGGAUUCGUUUUUUUCCAAACUGUCCCCAGUAAUUCUUACUUGUUUAUAUAUAUAAUAUCAAUUGACAGUUAUGACGGAAGCAUGCAGGUUUUUAUUGUAGCCGUGAAGAUAUUUCAACAUGUCCAGCUGAUAGUGCCACACUGAUAACUCGAGCUUGGUUUCUAAACCAUACCAAACCAUCUUUGGUAUAGUGUCAUAAUAAUCGAUCCGCAGUACUUCCUAAAUGCCCCUCAGCCUUCGGAUGUGAGCUAAACAGUGCACUUGCACUUGAGAUACGUUUUAAGGCUAUGUGUGAGAAAGUUAAUUUAUAAUUUCCAAACGUUUAGGUCAGUUGUGUGCUGCUUUGCGAUCUAUUAACAGCAAGGGUUGCAUUAAAUAGGCACAAUAUGUUUUACUGAUCCAUUUGGCAAUAUUCAAUUCAUACCCACAAAACAUAUAAACAAAAGCAUUCACUGUGAAAGUUGAUACAUGUAGGCCAUUCAUAUAUAGCUUAUGUGCAGCACUUUGUUCAAUUGAUCAAAUCAGUUAUUGUUUUCUUGCUCAAACCGCCAGCAACACCUGUCAAAGUCAGACAUUUCUCUCAAAACACAGGGAGGUCAAUUCGCACGGGACUAGUAUUAUCAGAGGACCUUGGACUUCGCCAAAAAACACUAGGUUAUUCUGGCUGGAAUUAUUACUCUCCUGACAUGUAAAAUGACUGAGAUUGUAGAUUCGGGCGGGACUAAAAUUACAGAUGUGGUGUUUUGUGCUCAUGCACAUAAUUACAUUAUCCGACCUCCCCCAGUAAAACUAAUCAGGUCUGAAUAGGGCUUUACUCAUGCCUUGCAUUGGUUCUCUAAUGUCUGUGUUCUUUCUAGAUAAUCUUAGUUAAGACAGAGAUAGGCUAAUCUUUGGUCUCUAGAUAAACGUAUUACCCAGGUCUAUGAAUUGACACCCAUAAUCCAUCCAUCCACAGAAAGCCACCAGGAAGACUGACAAGCCUCAGUCAGAAGGAGUGGAAGUGACAGACCUUACAGAUGCAGGCUUAAAAGAUGAGCUGUUGAAGCAUGGAGUCAAUGCUGGACCCAUAGUUGGUGAGUCUUCCUUAUGUUUUACUCAGGGUGUGUCUUAAAGUGGCUUCCUCUCCUUGCCUUGCUCCGCUACUUCAUCUGCAUUGAUCUGAGAAGAUAAGCUUUCACCUCUUCAGUUCUUGUACAUCUGUGCAGAUGAUGGAAAUGAGACAAGAAGAGGAAGGCACUUUAGACUAUUGAGAUGCACCAACAGACUCAAGCAUUCAGUGAGAGAUCCUUGACUAAAUGUACCACCUUCACUUAAUCUCUAACUUGUUUCCCCUUGUCUUCAGGCUGCACCCGCAAGCUUUAUGAGAAGAAGCUUCAGAAGCUACUGGAUACAGCUGCCGCUGAGGCUACCCCUAGCCUAUCUUGAGACUGCCACAGUUACCGCUGCAGCAGCCAAGGCAGACAGCAUCCAGAACGGCAACACACUCUCUGACCAGUACAGUGACAAGGAGGAAGGUGAGAUUAGAUAUUAGUUACAACUGCACAAGAACAUGCACCAUUAAUUAAGCAGCACACUUAAACAAAGAUACUUAAUUCAGGGUUGGUUUCAAUUCCAUUUCAAUUCAGGAAGUAGGCCUAAACUGAAAAGCAAUGAGGAAAUUUGAAUUUUAGAAUUGAAAUGGAAUGGAUCCUUUUUACUUUGAUAUUUGACUGCCAGUUUAGAUGCCUCUGUCAGAUGAGAUAACUGCUGCUCCUGAACCAGAGCCAGUUCCUGUUGUGGAGAAGCCUGUGAUGCGCAGAGGGAAGAUUCCUGUCACCAUCAGGACCAGUAGCAGACGGAGCAACAUGGUAAGCCUUCAAGUUCAAGUUAAUUUAAAUAAAUACAAUGCAAAAUCACACUCACCAGAGCUCUCACAUUAAAACAGCUUUCGUCUUCAACAGCAAGAAAGUUCAGCACAAAUAUGUAAAUAAUCUUAUCUUGCACUCAUAAACCCCAACCUCGCAAUCAUCUGUUGUCAUUGUCAAUGUUCACAGGUGGUGGAGGAGAGUCUAGCAACUGGUGACCAGACCCCUAAGAAGACGGGGGAGAAUGUUGAGGAGAUUCUCGCUAAUGAGAUCCUUUCACCCAUAGGCAUCAGGUAAGACCUUUUUAGGCCAUAUCACUAGUAUGUGGAACCUUUCACUUUUGGUCAAACUAAGACAGAUCCCAUCUCUAGAUCUGACCAAAAUGCAUUUUUUAUGUGUAUGGCUCCAAGAACACAGGGGUACUUACCAGUCAAAUCUUUACAGCAGUUGUUAAACAUGACUUGUCAGAAAUCACUUUGUCACAUCAUCCUCUAAUCCUCCUCUCUCCCCAGCGCCACCUGCAGGAGAUCGAUCCGCGGCGCGGCUGGCCGACCGCUGAAACCCAGCAACUACUGGCUGAAUGAGUCUCUCCUGGAGCGCUCCACUCUACACAGAGUCUCACUCUGAGUGCAGCUCCCUGGGCUCAGAACCGGCCAGGCCAGGAUUCCUCUCUGUCCUACUAAAGCUCAUGGUGCUCAUCACUGUAGCUGGUUCCAUCUACUUCGUCAUCCAGCACCUUGAUGCAGAUCAGGUCCAGUCCGUCAAGGGUUUGAUAAACAACGCCAAGGGUCCCCUGUGUAGCACGGUUGAUAAGGUGGUAGAUGCCAUGGUCGAUAAUGUGAUUGUGCCGCUGGGCAUCGGGGCCGGCAGCAGCUAA
Messenger RNA from Coregonus sp. 'balchen', 3205 nucleotides. The record is from the annotation of a GenBank genome assembly. Lineage: Eukaryota; Metazoa; Chordata; Actinopteri; Salmoniformes; Salmonidae.